Molecule: messenger RNA, 4668 nt
Organism: Myotis lucifugus (little brown bat)
Lineage: Eukaryota; Metazoa; Chordata; Mammalia; Chiroptera; Vespertilionidae
Gene: ZNRF3
Product: zinc and ring finger 3
Exons: 8
Coding region: 3-2507 (834 amino acids)
Biological process (GO): negative regulation of canonical Wnt signaling pathway; Wnt receptor catabolic process; ubiquitin-dependent protein catabolic process
Molecular function (GO): ubiquitin protein ligase activity; frizzled binding
Source: RefSeq, a predicted model, not a curated record
AGAUGCACCCACUGGGCCUAUGUAAUAACAAUGACGAAGAGGACUUGUAUGAAUACGGCUGGGUGGGAGUGGUGAAGCUGGAACAGCCAGAAUUGGACCCGAAACCAUGCCUCACCGUCCUGGGCAAGGCCAAGCGAGCGGUGCAGCGGGGAGCCACCGCCGUCAUCUUCGAUGUGUCUGAAAACCCAGAAGCUAUCGACCAGCUAAACCAGGGCCAGGAAGACCCGCUCAAGAGGCCCGUGGUGUACGUGAAGGGCGCAGAUGCCAUCAAGCUGAUGAACAUCGUCAACAAGCAGAAAGUGGCUCGAGCAAGGAUUCAGCACCGGCCCCCUCGACAACCCACAGAGUACUUCGACAUGGGGAUUUUCCUGGCUUUCUUUGUCGUGGUCUCCUUGGUCUGCCUCAUCCUCCUUGUCAAAAUCAAGCUGAAACAGCGACGCAGUCAGAAUUCCAUGAACAGGCUGGCUGUGCAGGCGCUGGAGAAGAUGGAGACCAGGAAGUUCAACUCCAAGAACAAGGGGCGCCGGGAGGGGAGCUGUGGAGCCCUGGACACGCUCAGCAGCAGCUCCACGUCCGACUGUGCCAUCUGCCUUGAGAAGUACAUCGACGGAGAGGAGCUGCGGGUUAUCCCCUGUACUCACCGCUUUCACAGGAAGUGCGUGGACCCGUGGCUGCUGCAGCACCACACCUGCCCCCAUUGUCGGCACAACAUCAUAGAGCAAAAGGGGAACCCGAGCGCCGUUUGCGUGGAGACCAGCAACCUCGCACGCAGCCGGCAGCAGAGGGUGAUCUUGCCGGUGCACUACCCCGGCCGCGUGCACAGGACCAACGCCAUCCCAGCCUACCCCACGAGGACGAGCAUGGACUCCCACGGGAACCCCGUCACCCUGCUGACCAUGGACCGGCACGGGGAGCAGAGCCUCUACUCACCACAGACCCCCGCCUACAUCCGAGGCUACCCACCCCUCCACCAGGACCACACCCUGGCCCCUCACCGCUGUGGCCUGGAGCACCGAGCCUACUCCCCGGCCCACCCCUUCCGCAGGCCCAAGUUCAGCGGCCGCAGCUUCUCCAAGGCAGCUUGCUUCUCCCAGUAUGAGACCAUGUACCAACACUACUACUUCCAGGGCCUCAGCUACCCCGAGCAGGAGGGCCAGGCCCCACCCAGCCUCGUUCCCAGGGCCCCGGCCCGUGCCUUCCCCCCGAGUGGCAGCGGCAGCCUGCUCUUCCCCACCGUGGUGCACAUGGCCGCGCCCUCCCACCUGGAGAGCGGCAGCACGUCCAGCUUCAGCUGCUACCACGGCCACCGCUCCGUGUGCAGCGGCUACCUGGCCGACUGCCCCGGCAGCGACAGCAGCAGCAGCAGCUCCGGCCAGUGCCACUGCUCCUCCAGCGACUCGGUGGUGGACUGCACUGAGGUCAGCAAUCAGGGCGUGUACGGGAGCUGCUCCACCUUCCGCAGCUCUCUCAGCAGCGACUAUGACCCCUUCAUCUACCGCAGCCGGAGCCCCUGUCGCGCCAGCGACGUGGGGGGCUCGGGCGGCUCGGGCCGGGGGCCGGUCGUGCACCUCGAGGGCUCCCCGCCACCCGAGGAGCUCCCAGCAGCCCACAGUCAAGGUGCUGGGCGGGGAGAGCCUUGGCCGGGCCCUGCCUCUCCCUCCGGGGACCAGCUGUCCACCUGCAGCCUGGAGAUGAACUACAGCAGCACCUCCUCCCUGGAGCACAGGGGGCCCAACAGCUCUACCUCAGAAGUGGGGCUCGAGGCUUCUGGGGCCGCCCCAGACCUCAGGAGGACCUGGAAGGGGAGCCGCGAGGGGCCGUCGUGUGCCUGCUGCUGCGAGCCCCAGCCCUCCGCCCUGGAGCCCAGCGGGGGAGUGGCUGGGGGCAGCACCUUAUUCCUGGGCGCCCCCCUCUGUGAGGGCUGUGGCCCCACGGGUGUGGAGUCCCAGCCGGGAGGCUCCCAGGGCCUGUGUGGCCUUCACCCAGACCAUUUGCCCAGGACAGAUGGGGUGAAAUAUGAGGGCCUGCCCUGCUGCUUCUAUGAAGAGAAGCAGGUGGCCCACGGCGGCGGAGGGGGCAGCGGCUGCUACACUGAGGACUGCUCGGUGAGCGUGCAGUACACGCUUGCCCAAGAGCCCCCGCCCAGCUGCCACCCGGGGGCCCGGGACUUGAGCCAGCGCAUCCCCAUCAUUCCAGAGGAUGUGGACUGUGACUUGGGCCUGCCCUCGGACUGCCAAGGGACCCGUGGCCUCAGCCCCUGGGGUGGGACGCUGGGCCCCAACACCCUGCAGCCCCACAGGAGCCUGGGAGCAGCCCAGGAAGAAGAGCGGGUUCUGUGCUACCAGCCCCGGGCACCGCUGCCACCUGCCCGCCCUCCGGAGGAGGCAGGGGCCGCCAGGGCCAGCUUCCCCAGUGCCUCCCAGGACACUCAGGAGUCCAGCGCCACGGCCCCUGAGGCUGCAGGACAGAGGUCUCGCCCAGCAGACAGCGGUGGCACGGGAGCCUGAGCCCGGAAGGAACUCUGUGGAAAUGGGAACUGUACGGAGACUCCAAACUCUGACUUCUUCAGAAAAAAAAAAAUAAUUUUUUUUUUUUUUAGCUCUGACAAACACACAAAAGUGGUAAUAAAGAGAGCCCUCCUUCUCAACCCAAAAUGUGAGCCCCUUGUGGCAAGCCCCCCGCCCUCCCAUUAACAAACCAACAGACGAAAUUCUCCGAGUCUUUGCCUCUUUUGAUAACAUGUUCUUCUGUUUUGUAAAGUGUGUGUGCUUGGGGUUCCGAGGUGUGUGGGAUUGAGUUCUCGGCUUUGUUUUUUAAGAUAUUUUAUGUAAAUGUAAAAAGUUAUUUAAAUAUAUAUAUUUUAAAGAACCCUAACCGCCAACUUUUGCUGAAAGAAAAAAAAAAAAGUCACUGCUGCGUUCAUUGAACCACAUCAUGUGUAGAUACUGUUGUCUCCUUGGAGGGAGCUCAGGCCUUUGAAAAGCUCAGGGCUACACCUGCCUUAGAAAAUGAACCAGAAACUUGAAGUAAAGCUCGUCGAUAUGGGUACAAACUCUGAGGAACGAUGCAAUGCUGCCUCUUUUCUCGUGGCAAAUCCCGAUGUACAAAUCGUCAGGUCUCCGAAGCCAUAUUCCUCCAGCCCUCCUGAGGCAGCUGCUGGAAGCCGCUGGGCAGGGGGUAGGAGGUCAGCAGCACUGGGCCAGGCCGUUGCUGCAGAAGCCCCGGGUGCGACAGGGACGAUUCUGCCCAGUGCCCUCAGUCUGUCCCCCGGAAUCAUCCCGAGGGAAAGGGCCGAGUUCACAGUCAUGAUCUCGGGCUCCCUGCUACCCACCGGCUGCAGAAAGGGAUCGAGGGGGUGUGCGGGGACCAGCACCCAGGAGGAAUGUAGUUUGCGGCUUUGGUGUCUGAAGGGGCUGGGGACCGAGGAUGCGAUGGAGCUGCUGCGUCCUUGGGCUGCCUUCCUGGGGGGGGUGCGUGGCCAGGACCCCAUCGGGGCUACACUAAGCUCUGAAUGAUACGGUUCCCAUCCAUCUCCCUACGGAAGCGCCGCUUCAGGGUUAUUCAGCCCUCUGCUCGUGGCUGAAGUUGCUCAUCUCGCCUGCAAAUGUCUACUAUCCUUUCUACCUAAUGCACUAUUACGUAUUGGUUCUCCAUGAGACAGAGAGAGAAAGAGACUAUCAGAUAGUUUAGACCCAAAGGGUAGGUUUUUGUAUAUUUUUCCAGCCUUUCGUUGUUGUUGUUUUUUUAAAAGAGGGAGGGAGAGCUUAAAAACCCAACCCAUUUUAAAAAAGAUGUUUCCAUUAUAAAGGGGAGAAUCUAUUUAAAGCUAUUUCAGAUCAGGGAUUGACUGUCAUCCUUUUUGUCCAAUGUAUUUCUUGUUCUUAAAAAAACAAAACAAAACUAUUUUUAGAGGAAACUAAUCACAUUAGCCCCGCGUUCACUAACUCUUCUGGUCACUUGUUUACUCACUCGGCAGAUAGUUGGUGCCACCUGAAAAGCUCCUUUGUGAAAUAGAUACCCUGGGAGCUGGCCCCUGUAGGUGGGGAACUAGAGGCCAUCCUGGUUGCCAGGAGACUGUGAUGAUUCCUCUCCAGUUAGGCUCUGGGGUCCAGACCAGAACAUUUUGAAUGAGAAUCUCACUGUAUCAGAAUCCCUUUUUCUUAAAAUCCUCAGCCUGUGAUGAGGAAACGUACUUAACUCAAAGCCAGGAUUUGACAAGCCAGGAAAUGCCAGCGUCAAAUGAUGGAGCCAUUUGCCAUUUAGGAACUCACCCAUUUGCCAUUUGGUGAGAUUUGUCCUCCAGCCUCCAAGGUGCAGUCCCUUGCGGGGGUUGCUCCCCGCGGGUCUGUGCCCAGCACACCUGUUGGCGAGGGUGUGAGAAGCGCCAGAGCUGUUGACAUGUGAUCUGGGCCGCCUUUAUUUCUCGGGCCAGGACCAGCAGCUGCUGAGGACAACAGCUUGCAUUACGUGGUUUUGGGGCGAGGGGGGUGGGGUGAGGGGAUGGCUUUUAACAUGAACUGUAAAAAGCAGCUCCUCAUUGUUGAGAUUUUUGUUGUUGUUGUUUGUGGUUUUGUUUUUAAUGCCUUUGAGUGCGUAUUAUCUUCCUUGUCUGAAAUCAUACCCCCAGAGUGGCUAAAGCCCCAGCUGGAAAAAAAAAAAAAAAAAAAA